CUGGGCUCGGACGAGAGCCUGCGCCACUUCGCCGUGCGCCUGGACAGCGGCGCCUUGGUGGUGAGCCAGCAGCUGGACCGAGAGCGUCUGUGCGGAGCAGCUGCCAGCUGCGUGCUGUCGGUGCAGGUGGUGGCAGAGAACCCUCUGCAGCUCUUCCGCCUGGAAGUAGAGAUCCUGGACCUGAACGAUAACUCCCCGAGCUUCCCCACCGCUCACCGCACCCUGCGCGUCGCGGAGUCUGCCACGGUGGCUGCGCGCUUUCCCCUGGAGAGCGCGCAGGACCCCGAUGUGGGCACCAAUGCCGUGGGCUCCUACCGCCUGAGUCCCAACUCCCACUUCUCCCUGGACGUCAAGCAGCUGCAGGAUGGCAAACUCUUCCCGGAACUGGUGCUGGAGCGGGCCCUGGACCGGGAGGAGCAGCCAGAACUCCAGCUGGUGCUGACGGCAGUGGAUGGGGGAAGCCCAGCCCGCUCAGGCACGGCACAGGUAACGGUCGUGGUCCUGGAUGUCAAUGACAACGCGCCCACCUUUGACCGUGCCACGUACAAGGUACAAAUCCCAGAAAACACGCCCGUGGGGACCCUGCUUCUCCGGCUCAAUGCGUCUGACCCCGAUGAGGGCAGCAAUGGGGAGACGCAAUAUGCCUUCGGGGUUCACACCUCGGACUCUGUUCGUAGGCUCUUUGCCCUGGAUCCCCGCAGUGGCGAGGUCCAGGUGAGUGGGGCCCUGGACUUUGAGGAAUCACCUUUCUAUGAGAUCUAUGUGCGAGCCCAUGAUGGAGGGGUCCCAGAGAUGGAGGGCCAUUGUGUACUGCAGAACCACUUCUCCCUGGUCUCCCGGGAGAGCCUGGACCGAGAGUCCACUUCACAGUAUGUAGUGGAGCUGAUUGAGGAGGGUGGGUUGCCUGCUCUCACCCCGACGCUCACGCUGCUCCUCAACAUAUCUGACGUGAAUGACAACCCCCCACGCUUCUUGCAGCCCUCCUACGAUGCCUUCCUCCCAGAGAACAACCCACCUGGCUCCCUGCUCUGCACUGUCUCUGCCUCGGACCCCGACGACGGGGAUAAUUCCCGUCUCGUUUAUUCCAUAGAGAGUGGCCAAGUACAGGGUGCCCCCACCUCUUCCUUCGUCCACAUCAACCCUGACAAUGGCAACCUCUAUGCUCAGCGCAGCUUUGACUUCGAGCUGAUGCAGGUUCUGCCGGUCUCUGUGGCCGUGCGGGACUCGGGGUCCCCCCCGCUCCAUGCCAACGUUACCGUCUACAUCUUUGUGCUGGACCAGAAUGACCACCCCCCCACCAUCCUUCACCACGCCAGUGACAGCGAUGUCCUGGCACCCCAGAGGGUCCCACUGUCAGCCCCACCGGGCUACCUGGUCACCAAGGUGACAGCAGUGGACGCAGAUUCCGGGCACAAUGCCUGGCUCUCAUACCAACUGCUUCCGCAGUCCACCGACCCCUCCUUGUUCCACGUGUCGCUGUACACCGGAGAGGUGCGGACGGCACGUGCCCUCCAGGACACUGACGUGGCAGCGCAGCAGCUCAUCAUCCAGGUGAUGGACAACGGCGAC
Molecule: messenger RNA, 1569 nt
Organism: Tauraco erythrolophus (red-crested turaco)
Lineage: Eukaryota; Metazoa; Chordata; Aves; Musophagiformes; Musophagidae
Source: RefSeq, a predicted model, not a curated record